Molecule: messenger RNA, 771 nt
Organism: Geodia barretti
Lineage: Eukaryota; Metazoa; Porifera; Demospongiae; Tetractinellida; Geodiidae
Source: the annotation of a GenBank genome assembly
CUAGUGCCUAACCCGGACCAGACUAACUCUGAUAGCGAUAGGUUUGGAGACGCCUGUGACAAUUGUCCAUACCUGCUUAACCCUGGCCAGGUGGACUAUGAUGGUGAUAGGAUUGGGGAUGUGUGUGACCCACAUGUUUCACCUGACAAUGACCAUGACACUGUUUUAAACAACAGAGACAACUGCCCUCAUGUCAGCAAUCCAGAUCAAGCAGAUACAGAUGGCAAUGGUGUGGGUGAUGCUUGUGAAGGCUCUGCAGUUCUAGGAUUAGAGAGUGCGUUUGUAAUGGUCAAUGAAGAUGCUGAAGAAGUUCAAUUCUGCCUUGUCAUCGAGCACCCAAUGAGUGAUUGUCCUCUCAGUUUCUCAUUUGUGGUGUACAUCUCUACUAUUAAUGGGACUGCAGAGUCUCCAGGAGACUUUAGUGUCAUCAGACAUCAAGCAGAGCUCUUUCCAAACUGUUCGAAAUCUCUCUGUGUGAAUGUAUCCGUCCAUGAUGACUCUGUUCUGGAACUCAAUGAGACAUUUGAUGUGUUAGUGGAACUAGGGACAACUGCUGCCAGAACUAAUGUAUCUCUGAAUGAAACAAGACUUCAGAUUACAAUUGUGGACGAAGAAACAGCUCCUGUGUUGGUGCAACUGGAAGAGACAGGAUACACUGCAUCAGAGAGCCACCGCAUCGCCAAUAUCUGUGCAAUCAUAGCCAACAAUUACUCAGACUGUGCAGUGGGAUUCGAUUUUGAAGUGAUUCUUAAAGUUAUAGCCACCACUGAC